GAAGAUGCAGGUCAGGAGGACGACGUCUCUGGAUUAUUAUUGGGAUUGUUACUAUCGCUCGCUUUCCCCCUAACAUGCCCGAGGCUUCCCUUGCAGCGGCGCGGGGUUAGCUUUGUCCAUCCCGGUGUGUGGAGGUGAGAUGAGAAGCGUAACGCGGCGGGCGGCUGGGCGUGUGAGCAUCGGCUGAGAAGAGCUGCAGCCUCCCAGAAAAGACGGCUAGCUCCUCCUCCUCCUCGUGUUCAGCCUCACCCGGUUCUGAAACCCGUCAUCUCUGUGGCCGUCCGAUGCCGAACACGUCGGAAGGUCAGGGAGCAAACCUGUCCGGGCCGGCGGGGCCGUCGGGCCUGCAGAGGCCCGCCGACGGGGAGGUGGAACAUGGGCUUCUCAGCUCCCUUGCCCGGGACGCCGUGAGAAUGAGGCGGGCUUCUAGUGCGGAGCUGCACCUGCCCUGGACCUGCCCCGUCACGCACUCACGGGAGAAGUUCUACACGGUGUGCUCCGACUACGCCCUGCUCAACCAGGCGGCCUCCGUGUACCGCCCCCCUAAUGCAGCCAGGGACGCUUCCUCUGUGAAGAAGCAGGAAGACGGGCCUCCCAAACACAAGUCCAAACCUCCGGCCGACUUCGGCGCCUGUCAGACCGGAGGGGCCCACGUGGGAUCAGACGUGGACUGUGACAUGGAAGAAGUGACCUCUGGUCACCACAAGCCCAUCCUGGCCUGGGAGAUCGACACGACAGACUUCAACGCAGUGUUAACCAGAAAAAUAAGAACAAGCAACGGUAAAAAAAGCAGCAGCAAGAAGAUGAAGUCGUCCGACAGGCCCAGUCGCAACCUGCAGGACGUUCCCGCUCACGCCUCGCUGGAGGAGAUCAAACAGAGGAAAGUGCUUGACCUCCGAAGAUGGUACUGCAUCAGUCGGCCUCAGUACAAGACUUCCUGUGGCAUCUCCUCCCUGGUGUCCUGCUGGAACUUCCUAUACAGCACUCUGGGUGCGGGGAGUCUCCCACCCAUCUCUCAAGAGGAGGCGCUGCAUAUUCUGGGUUUCCAGCCGCCGUUUGAAGAAAUCAAGUUUGGCCCCUUCACUGGAAACGCCACCCUGAUGCGGUGGUUCAGACAGAUCAAUGACAACUUCAGAGUGCGAGGCUGCUCCUACAUUCUGUACAAGCCGCACGGGAAGCACAAAACUGCCGGAGAAACAGCCGAAGGAGCGUUGAUGAAACUGACACACGGGCUGAAGGACGAGUCCAUGGCCUACAUCUACCACUGUCAGAACCACUACUUCUGCCCUGUGGGCUUCGAAGCCACGCCACUCAAAGCCGCAAAGGCUUACAGGGGUCCUCUACCCACAAAUGAAAUGGAGUACUGGAUCUUAAUCGGAGAACCCAGCAGAAAACACCCGGCGAUACACUGCAAAAAGUGGCUGGACAUCGUGACUGACCUGAACACACAGAACCCGGAGUACCUGGACAUCCGCCACACGGAGAGGGGGAUCCAACGACGCAAGACCAAAAAGGUCGGGGGGAACCUGCACUGCAUCAUGGCCUUCCAGAGGGUGAACUGGCAGAAGCUCGGGCCCUGGGCGCUGAACCUGGAGAACCUGCGGCACGACUACCACCACUCGGCCGCCGAGCGCGGCCACGGGAGCGCGGCGGAGGACGGCGAGGAGAGGGCCUCGUCCAAGCGGCUGGCCCACCUGGGACGGUCACAGAGCAUGGGGAGUCAGAAGGACAGCAGCUGGAAACGCCUGUCCAACACCGCCGAUUACAGACAGCGGAGCUCGCCGGACAGCGACCUGGAGGAGGACAUGACAGACUGAAGCGGCCCGCCGCGUCAGCUCAGCGGAGAGACUCUUUUCCAGAUGUGUUUGGUGUUUUUUCUGUCCGACAAAUGUCCGGAAAAUACCAAAACCUCCUUUUUGUUUUAGGCCAGAAUUCAAAAACCUUCUGGUCACACACACACGGUUUUGGAGUGACGGGACACUGUAGUUCACUGUCGUCGGCGGAGUGUUUGUCGGGGACUGUUGUAAUGAAGAAACAUGCCAGCAGAUUCUAGGACUUUUUUUUUUUCUCUUUUUGACGGCAAAAGUAUCAGAAAACAUCACUGCCCUGUUUUCAGAUGGCGUCAUGUUGGCUCGAGGCUCUUCAGUCCAUUGCACCAAAUGUUUGAGUUUGUCAGUCAGAAUCUGUCCUGCAGCUUCUCGUUUACCCUUUUCUCCAUCAGUAGCAUCUGCAAACGUCACACCAGCCUCUCUGAGCUCUUACCGAGGCUCCUCAGUGCGCCGCGUCAAAUCACUGCAUGAUGUAGCAGUGGGUGCAGCUUUAACGCAACUGUUCACAUGACUUUAGAUACAUGUCCAUCCAAUGAAGUAGAUAUCUCAACUUGUAUAUUGGAGGGCAACAACAAUCUUAUUUUUAUAACGUAUGCACAAAACAACAACAAAAAAAAAUUUGAUAGGUUUAGCAAACUUUAAAUGAGGAUAAAGUGCGGACGAAUAUCAGGCUGUGUUUGAAUAAUUCUUCAACCGAGAGCUCAGGAAGCCCGUUGCAGAUGACAAGUUUAGACAAAGCUGUGGCCUCUAAGAAACAAUUAAGGAGUCAGGUGUUGAAUUACAGGCUCAUUGUUCUUGAAAGAAAGAUGUUUUAUAAGGUGGCCUCUCACAAUAAAAGCAGAUUGCAGUGGAGACAAGCUAGUAACAGUGAACCAAGGGGGCUGCCAUAGUUUUAAGAUAAUCACAGACUGAGAAAAGAAGCCUCUCGACUUCAUGUAGCAAGCACAAAAACCAUAAACCACUGGUACUUGGAGGGCAUUGACAGCACUACCCUCAGACAUGAACUCUGAACGACACGACGCGACCCCGCCUCUCUUUCGUUGUACAGGUACAGUCAGUGGGCUUGUUUCUUCGCCUGGCUAGUGGGUAGAUCAGUGGCGAUGCCGUGCAGUCAAAGUGUUGUAAAAGCAGCUGACAUUUUAUGCGUGCGUGUGUGUGUGUGUGUUUGCUUUGUGAAUCCUCCAAUAAAACAGGUGCCCAGAUCAGUGUUUGCCACACCGGGUGGGCCACCAACAAACACACUGACGUUUCUACAAAAAUCUGACCAUCUGCUUGAAUUUGGUGUUUUUGGAGAAGUAGAAAACAUGUCAAGUCCAGUUUGUGUUUCGGCCCCACGUUCAUUUCAAGCUUCUGAACCCAGAUAUGUAAACACACACUGCAGUCAAUCAAAAUGCUGAUUGAUGUUCCAAGGCGGGCGGUCGCCACACAAUGACCACAGGAGUCAAACUUAGCUAGUUUCAUUUAUUUUCUCCCUCGCAGCAUCAUUGUAAACAUCUGCAAAAUUAAAAAAACCCUCCCAGCAGUGAUAAAAUAAAAUAACUUAGCUUACAAACAACAGACACGGAUCUUCAGGAGAAGAGAUGACGGCAGGAGUUUCUUAUUUAAAGAAAUGGGCAAUAAAAAAAAAAUCCUUUUUGA
Messenger RNA from Salarias fasciatus (jewelled blenny), 3467 nucleotides. Its product is annotated as basic immunoglobulin-like variable motif-containing protein. The transcript is spliced from 10 exons. Bases 285 to 1817 code for a protein of 510 amino acids. Gene Ontology annotation, cellular component: nucleus. The record is from RefSeq and is a predicted model, not a curated record. Gene Ontology annotation, molecular function: DNA endonuclease activity; single-stranded DNA binding. NCBI's taxonomy places the organism in Eukaryota, Metazoa, Chordata, Actinopteri, Blenniiformes, Blenniidae.